This is a messenger RNA of Dromiciops gliroides (monito del monte), 2793 nucleotides long. It is a transcript of the gene NAALADL2, whose product is annotated as N-acetylated alpha-linked acidic dipeptidase like 2. The transcript is spliced from 14 exons. NCBI's taxonomy places the organism in Eukaryota, Metazoa, Chordata, Mammalia, Microbiotheria, Microbiotheriidae. The record is from RefSeq and is a predicted model, not a curated record. Bases 36 to 2423 code for a protein of 795 amino acids.
ACAGUCCGGGGGCCCUGCUAAAGAGAAAUAGUAAAAUGGGAGAGAAUGAAGCCAGUUUACCUAAUACCUCCGUCCAAGGUAAAAAGAUGGCCUAUCAAAAGGUGAAUGCAGAUCAGAGAGCCCCGGGACAUUCUCAGUACUUAGACAAUGAUGACCUUCAGGCCACUGCCCUCGACCUGGAAUGGGACAUGGAACAGGAGCUGGAAGAGCCUGGUUUUGACCGUUUCCAGCUCGAUGGCUCAGAGAGUCAGAACCUGGGGAAUUCAGAAACUGCUGACCUAGACCUCGAUUCCAUUCAGCCAGCCACGUCCCCCAAAGGAAGGUUCCAGAGACUUCAGGAGGACUCAGACUACAUGAGCCGUUACCCAAGGUCGACACCAAAGAACAUCCACUGUAAUAUUUUCCGCUUCUCCAAAAUCUUUUGCACUCUGACCCUCUUAUUUAUUUUGGGGAUUGUGAUUGGGUAUUAUGCCCAUAGAAAAUGCCCUUCCCAGGAUCCUUCUCCAGGAACAUCAGAUUCUCAGUUGUAUCAGGAGAUUCUCAAGGAGAUCCAAGCAGAAGACAUCCAGAAGCUUUUCAGGCAUUUGAUACAAUUGUCUAAAAGUGAAGAUGACACAGAAUUUUCAGAGAAGCUCAAAGUUCAGUGGACUUCUCAUGGCCUAGAAGAAGUGCAGCUUUUCAAUUACUCUGUCCUGCUUAGCUUGCCAGGCUCAUCUCCAAAUACGGUGACUCUGAAGAACAGCAGCCAGUGCUUUUAUUCUAAUGGCCAGCCAUGUGACCAAGAGCCCAGAAAGGAUCCCAGCCAAGGACUCCUGUACUCAUAUGCUGCCUACUCUGCCAGAGGAACUCUCGAGGCUGAAGUCAUUGAUGUGCAGUACGGGACUGUAGAAGAUGUAAGCCAGAUUCAAGUGAUGAAAAACGUGACCAAUAGGAUUGCCCUGUUAAAACUAGGAAAACUCCCUUUACUCUAUAAGCUUUCGCUGUUGGAAAAAGCUGGGUUUGGAGGUGUUCUUCUUUACAUUGAUCCUUGCGAUUUACCAAAGACUGCCAACCUUAGCCACAGCUCCUUCAUGGUUUCACUGAAUCCUGGAGGAGAUCCUUCUACACCUGGUUAUCCCAGUAUUGAUGGAAGCUCCAGAGAAAGUCGAUCCGACCUCACACGUUUGCUGGUGCAGCCCAUCUCUGCGUCUCUUGUUGCCAAACUGUUUGCUUUGCCCGAAGAGAGGGACCAGCCCAGUGCCUGCAGGCCUCUGAAGCUCCCAGGUGAUGAAAUCAGAAUCGUCACAAUGAAGGUUCAGACAGUCACAGAAUACAAGACACUCACCAAUGUCAUUGGCUAUCUCAAGGGAGCUUCAUUUCCUGACCGGUAUAUCAUUGUGGGCAGCCACCAUCAUGCUCCUUAUGGUUACAGUGGACAAGAGUGGGCCAGCGGGACUGCCAUCAUUACAGCGUUUAUUCAGGCCUUGAUGUUAAAAGUGAAAAGAGGCUGGAGACCCGAUCGGACCAUCAUCUUUUGCUCUUGGGGAGGAACAUCGUUUGGCAAUAUCGGCUCCUACGAAUGGGCAGAGGAUUUCAAGAAAGUGCUUCAGAAAAAUGUGGUAGCUUAUGUCAGCCUUCAUAACCCUGUAAGGGGUAACUCAAGCCUUCAUCCUGUAGCAUCUCCUUCUCUUCAACAACUAGUAGCAGAGAAAAAGAAUUUCAACUGUUCCUGGAGAACAAAGUGCCCUGAAGCCAACCUCAGUUCUGUGCAGAUGCAAGGGGAUAGCGAUUUCUUCAUCAACCACCUCGGAACCCCCAGUUUGCAGGUUGUCUAUGAGGACAUCAAAACAUUAGAGGGUCCGAGCUUUCUCUCUGAGGCUCUUUUUCCUGUCCAGGCUGCAGAAAUUGAAGAAUUGGAUCCUUUCUUCAACCUCCAUGAAACCAUUGCUAAGCUCUCAGGAGAAGUGAUUUUGCAAAUUGCCAGUGAUCCAGUUCUGCCCUUUAAUGCUCUGGAUAUAGCAUUAGAAGUUCAAAACAGCCUUAAAGGUGACCAGCCCCACAUGUUCCAGCUGCUGGAGAUGGCUUCCCGCCUGAGGGACAGUGCAGAAUUGUUCCAGUCAGAUGAGAUGCGCCCUGCUAAUGAUCCCAAGGAGAGAGCCCCAAUCCGUGUCAGGAUGCUGAAUGAUAUUCUCCAAGACCUGGAAAAGAAUUUCUUAGUGCAGCAGGUGCCUCCAGGUUUUUACCGAAACAUUCUUUACAGGCUGGAUGAGAAGACCCACCAGUUUUCCAUACUCCAUGAAGCUUGGCAGCAUGAAAAGUUACACCAGUCGAAUUCAACCCUUCAGGCAGCUCUGUCCAAGGUUCUGAACAGCAUCAAUUCAGCUCAGGUUUACUUCAAAGCAGGACUUGAUGUGUUUGAGAGUGGCUUGUUGGGAAAGAACUGAGAAAAUUCUCAACAUUUAAAAAAAAAAAGUUUGUUUACAACUCAACAAGCAAGAGCUCUAGCCUGACCAGGAUUUCUGUGAGGUUGAAGGCUUUUUUCAAUAGGUUUUCAACUGUUGUCUAAAAGUACUAUUAUGUGUUUAAAAUGUACAUGAAAAAGAGCCUUUUGCACAUUUAAUAUUUUUCAUAUGUCUACAUUUUGAAAUGUGUAAGAGCAACCUAUAGGAUUAACACUUAAGAUUUAUCUUUUAGAAAAAAAUCUGCUGUAUUUUUCUAUAUGUAUUGAAAAAAUACUAAGUUUUGGGGACCAAAGCCCAAAAAGUUCUGGACAAUCUUUGCUCCUGUGGAUGAAAAACAUAGGAAUGUUAUUUA